AUGAGUAGUUCUUUGAAGCUGCCCAACUUCGAAGUAUUUGGUGAUGGCCAGUUAAGUGAUCCUGAACCAUCUCACACCGAGAAAGGAAUAGAUGGUACUAUUGGGAGUUAUAUGAAAGCAAAUAAAGAUGACACCACGAUAAUUAAUAAACACCUACCUCAUACAGAGAGUCAUGAACACGGGAUUGGGCAGAUCUUGAAUCAAAAUGACCUUGAGGAAUUUGAGAAAACUGAUGAAUUUCAAAAUUCCAAUAGUUUCAUAGAACUAGAAGAAUUUAAUGAAAGCCUCAAGAGAAAUUGGAAUUCUCAAGAACAUUUAGAAAACCAAGAAGGAAAGCUUCUAGAAGGGAACGAGAAGCUUGUUUUACAGAAUCAAAAUAUUGGAUCAGAUUGGGUAUCCACGAAACUUAAAAGUGGUACUAUAAUGAACGUACCGAAGGAAAAACGCACAACUCUUCCAAAGGUUAAACUUGUGGAUGGUGUUUCUAUUGAAGAUGAGUCUAAUAGACUGAAGAAAGUCAUUGAUGGCUUAAAGAUACGAAGAAGUGAAUUAUCAGAAGAACUCGAAAAACUCAAAGUAGAAAGAAGAGAUAACGACAAGAGAAUGGAAGAAUGGGAGGUUGAUCUAAACAAUAUGACAAAAACACCAGAUUUUAAAGUGGCUGAAUAA
This is a messenger RNA of Hansenula ciferrii, 669 nucleotides long. RefSeq lists its product as uncharacterized. The record is from RefSeq and is a predicted model, not a curated record. The transcript has 2 exons. The coding region runs from base 1 to 669 and encodes 222 amino acids. Lineage: Eukaryota; Fungi; Ascomycota; Saccharomycetes; Phaffomycetales; Wickerhamomycetaceae.